Molecule: messenger RNA, 1230 nt
Organism: Rhinolophus ferrumequinum (greater horseshoe bat)
Lineage: Eukaryota; Metazoa; Chordata; Mammalia; Chiroptera; Rhinolophidae
Gene: AIMP2
Product: aminoacyl tRNA synthetase complex interacting multifunctional protein 2
Exons: 4
Coding region: 132-1094 (320 amino acids)
Cellular component (GO): aminoacyl-tRNA synthetase multienzyme complex
Source: RefSeq, a predicted model, not a curated record
CACACGGACUGCCCUUUCCAGAACGCCCUUAGCCAGAUAAUAAAGGAGGUCGCCGCCGUCCGUCGUGGCCUGUCCCGGCUUUUGAGCGUUCGUGUCCCUCACCCGCCACCUGCUCUCUUUUGGUUCCCAGGAUGCCGAUGUACCAGGUAAAGUCCUAUCACGAGGGCUGCGCAUCUCUCCGUGUGGACCUUCCCACCUGCAUGUACCGGCUUCCCAACGUUCACUGCAGGACCAGCCGCCCAGCGCCCAAUGCGGGACACGUGCAGGGAGAGUCUGACCCAUCUCUUCAAGCUCUUGAGUCCCACCAAGAUGACAUUUUAAAACGUCUGUAUGAAUUGAAAGCCGCCGUCGACGGUCUCUCUAAGAUGAUUCAGACGCCAGAUGCAGACUUAGAUGUGACCAACAUAAUCCAAGCCAGUGAGCCAACUGCUAUAUCGAGCAGUGCGUUAGACUUAAAUCCAGUGCUUGGAAAGGAUUACGGGGCACUCAAAGACAUCGUGAUUAAUGCGAACCCCACCUCGCCGCCUCUGUCCCUGCUCGUGCUGCACCAGCUGCUCUGUGACCACUACAAGGUCCUGUCCACUGUUCACACGCACUCAGCAGUCAAGAACGUGCCAGAAAACCUUCUCAAGUGCUUUGGCGAGAAGAAGAACACACAGCCCCGCCAUGAGUACCAGCUGGGUUUUACUCUAAUCUGGAAGAAUGUGCCAAAGACUCAAAUGAAGUUCAGUGUCCAGAGAAUGUGUCCCAUUGAAGGGGAAGGGAACAUUGCACGUUUUUUGUUCUCUCUGUUUGGCCAAAAGCAUAAUGCUGUAACUUCAACCCUUAUAGAUAGCUGGAUAGAUACAGCUAUUUUUCAGUUAAAAGAGGGAAGCAGUAAAGAAAAGGCCGCUGUGUUCCGCUCCAUGAACUCUGCUCUUGGGAAGAGCCCCUGGCUCGUUGGGAAUGAACUGACGGUGGCCGACGUGGUGCUCUGGUCUGUGCUCCAGCAGACGGGGGGCUGCAGUGUGCCCGUGCCCACCAACGUGCACAAGUGGAUGAGGGCCUGUGAAAACCUGGCCCCAUUCAGCAUGGCCCUCAAGCUCCUUAAGUGAGUCUCAGGAACCAAUUUUAAAGGGCUUAGAUUUUAAGAAGGACGCUGUUUCGUGCCGGUGGUUGGUAAAAGGACUUGUACUGAAAUCAAAGUCUUUUCGGCCAGUUGUCAAGUAUCAAUAAAAGCACUGUAUGAUU